Molecule: messenger RNA, 1720 nt
Organism: Nylanderia fulva
Lineage: Eukaryota; Metazoa; Arthropoda; Insecta; Hymenoptera; Formicidae
Source: RefSeq, a predicted model, not a curated record
UAAUAUAUUGUACGUGUGAUACUUUCUGUGGGAAAAUUUCAUAUAACAUUUAUUCAAGCAUUUAUGUCAAAAUGUUGGCCAUAAAUACGGCGAACGUUAUAAAUUUGUUAAUUACAACGUUUCACAUUGCAAAUCUCGCUGUCACUCCUGUUAAUCAUCGUGAAGUAGAACUCCACGAUGCAAUUUCAAAUUUAAUAAGGGAUUCUCUAAAAGACGAUAUUACGAUUGAAUAUGAUUGGGGACUUGAUUUUGAUGAUCCAUCGGAACCUCAAGCUGUACAGUUUGUAGAUUCGUAUGAUCCUCAUGCUGAAGAAGAUAACUAUGAAGAUGAAGUUUGUAUUGUAGAUGACGAAGGUGGAAGUGUAGAUUUAAAUUAUAAAAAAAAGCGGUUGAAUAUUGGAACAGUGGAAAAAAAAGACGUUUAUCCGUUUCUGUUGUACAGAAUCGUUUUAGAAAGGUAAAACAUGUUUCGCAAUUGUACAGAUGGCAGGAGUAUAUAAUGCGUGGAGGGACAAACAAAGACAAAUUGAUAUUCAUUGCCGAAUAUGUAUUAAUAAAAUUUCAAGAAACUAUUGAUAGAGGAUCUAUUAUUCAUGACAUCGAUUUGCGAAGGUGGGCGCUAGAAGCAAAGAAGCAAGUGAAUUUUGCUACAUUUAAAGCAGGACAUUGGUGGAUAUGGAAUUUUAAAAAAGCUCAUCGCAUUACAUCACGUAAAAUAACAAAAUUUAAAACGCAAUCUAAUUUACAAGCUGAUGCACUGAUACGUCAAAAUGCAGAAGAAUUUGUGACAAAUGUAAAACCACAUAUUGCUAUAACUGGUGAAGGAUCAACUUAUAAUGCAGAUGAAAGCGGUUUUAAUCUAGAAAUACAUUCUGGAAGAACAUUAACUAAUAUGGGAGUAAAGACAGUCGAAGCUACUGUUCAAUCUUUAUCUUCUAUAAGUCAUAGUUAUACUAUUAUGCCAAUUAUAUCUGCGGACGGGUAUCUUCUUUCGCCUCUAUAUAUAGUCUUAAAAGAAACUACUAGGUCGUUUGGACCACGAGUAGAAGAAACUCUUUUUCGACCUGCUAAUGUUUAUAUUGCGGCUUCAAAAUCCGGAAAGCUCACAACCCAACACUUUAAAAAUUGGUUUUUAGAGGUAUAUCUUCCGAAUACUAAAGAGAAAAGUUUGCUGUUGCUAGAUUCAUGGACAGGCCAUUGCCCGGAACAGUUAAUAGAACUUGUACCAAAAGACAAACAAGUAAAUAUUUUAACAAUACCAAAAAAAACAACUGCUUUUAUACAACUUUUAGAUGUUUUUGGCUUUAGAAUCUGGAAAAAUUUUAUUCGAAGCUUCUCUGAUAAUGUUAUUUUAAAUAAUUACGAUAUAAAUUUACAUUUACGCAAUAACAUUAUAAAAUUACAGUCUUUGGCACACAAUCAACUUUCUUCUCCAAGAUUUCGAAAUUUAUUUAAAUAUAGUUGGUAUAAAAGUGGCUAUUUAUCAACACGGCCUGAAAAGUUUGAAAAUCCAAUCAAUUACUGUUAUUUUAAAGAAAAAAAACAUAUACCGAAAUGUAGCAUUUGUGAUAAAAUGGCUUUUAUACGUUGUGCAUGGUGCAAAAAAUACUUCUGUUUUGAACACUUCUUUGAACAAUACCAUUAUUGUAACAAUUAUAUAGAAUAAGAGAAGUCGUAGCCAAAAUUAGCGGGCCGAUAAAAUUGACAGCAUACCCUGUAA